AUUUAAACAAUUUAAAUGAGGAAGAUGGUGAAUUAGGUAUUUAUGAACAACAAAUAUUUGAUCAAGAAUUUGGUUUGUGUACUGAAUGUAAUCAACCAAAUACAUUUGAAGAUUGGUGUAAAGAAUGUUAUUCAAAGAAAUUUCAACAAAAUUUUAAUAAUUGGACUAGUGGAAAUAUGCAUAUAGAUAAAUUUAUUCAAGAAGCUCAAUUAAAUGCAAGGAAUGUAUAUGAAUCACUUGAAUGGAUUCCUUAUAAUAGAUUAAAAAAUAUUGUUUUCUUAGCUCAAGGUGGAUUUAGUAAAAUUUAUAAAGCAAUUUGGUUAGAUGGAUUAAUAGAUAAAUGGGAUUAUGAAAAACAGGAAUGGGAACGUGAAUUUGAAGAUCUUAACGAACAAGAUUAUGAAGAUGCAAUUAAUCCAAAAAUUAAAAAUCCUCUUAAAAAUGAUGAAAUACAUGGUCAAUAUGUAGUACUUAAAAGUUUAAAUGAUUCAUCAAAAAUUGAUGAGGAUUUUUUAAAUGAGUGGAAAUUACAUUUACAAUGUCAACAUGAAGUACGAUCAAAUGGUUCUGUUCUUGUUCCAUUAAAUGGAAUAACACAGGAUCCAGAUACAUUAAAUUAUAUUAUUGUAAUGUCAAAAUUACCUUAUGGUAAUUUAAGAAAUAAUUUAUUGAUAAAAAAGCAUAAUCCAAAUGAUAAAUUUCAUAAUUUACUUUUAAUUUCAGCACAGCUUGAGGGUAUUCAUAAAUUAAAUUUAAUCCAUGGGGACCUUCAUAAUGGAAAUAUACUUUGUUUUGAUCAUGAAGUAACAGUAAUUAGUGAUCUUGGAUUAUGUAGACCAGUUAAUCAACCUAAUAGAAAAAAUGAUGUGUAUGGAGUUCUUCCAUACGUAGCGCCAGAAGUUUUACGUGGUAAAUCAUAUACGAAAGCUUCUGAUAUAUAUAGUUUUGGGAUUAUUAUGUGGGAGAUGACAUCUGGAGUUUCGGCAUUUUAUAACAUUCCUCAUAAUUUAGAACUUUCUUUAGAGAUUUGUAAAGGUAAAAGACCAGAAAUUUUGGAAGGAACAAUACCUGAAUAUGUUGAAAUAAUGAAAAGAUGCUGGGAUAAUGAUCCUAAAAAGAGGCCAACUGCUGAAGAAUUAAAAUGGUUCUUUUUAGAAAGAAUUGAAAACUACCCAUUUGAAGAAGAUGAAGAAGAAAGAAUACCUGUUCCUGAAAAUGAACCAGAAAUUAAAUAUCACCCAAAAUCCUACUAUACAAGUAGAAAGAUCAAUUAUUCGACCAAAAUUAAUGAAAUAUUACAAAGUGAAAACUUGCAUCAUAUUGUUGAAGAAGAAGCCAUACAAGAAUUUAGUGACAAUGAAUUAGUUUUAUGAUUAUUUUUAUCUUGUUGGUAAGUAAAAAUGAAACAAUUUAAAUUAUUUUAUUAAAUUAACGAAAGAGUGGUUAUUUGUUUUUCAUUAUAUUAUCAAUUUUUUUUUAUUAUUAUACAUGAAGAUUGAAAUUGAUUUUGAUUAUUUU
Messenger RNA from Rhizophagus irregularis DAOM 181602=DAOM 197198, 1518 nucleotides. NCBI's taxonomy places the organism in Eukaryota, Fungi, Glomeromycota, Glomeromycetes, Glomerales, Glomeraceae. The record is from RefSeq and is a predicted model, not a curated record.